CAGUUUCGUCAUUCAUUGCUUAAGUUUUAUUUUAUUGUAUUGAAAUCUUACAAAUAUUGUCCUUUCAACAUUGCUGCUAUGUGAUUAUACGUUUAGAAACAGCACUACUGAACAUAAAUCAAAUCAAUUUGAUGAAUCAGUUAUUGAAUACAUUGUAAACAGUGCAAGCAGUGCUAUCUAGAGUUAGAGUGCGAAGUUUUUGUUUUAUUUUAGAAAAAAUGAAUUUAGAGAUUAAUAGAUUAAAUACUUUUUCAAACUGGCCCAUGGGAGCCCCAGUAGAUCCGAUACGAAUAGCGAAGGGGGGCUUCUUUUAUACUGGGCAAGGUACAGAGGUGGAGUGUUUCAGUUGUGGUGGAAAAAUUUCACAGUGGAAUUACGGUGAUCAAGUUAUGAUGCGACAUCGGCGGAUGGAUCCCAACUGUCCAUUCGUGGUGAACCCGCAGAUGGCGGGGAACGAGCCACUCGUCUUGGAUCGCCCGUUCACCGCCCAGUCAGCUGCAGUGCCUGUGUCUGCUUCUGUCCCUGAUGAUCUUGUGACAACAUCGCAAGACGCUGGGCCAACUGAAGAGGAUGAAAUGUAUAAAAGUGAUGCUCUCAGGCUGCUAUCUUUUAUCAAUUGGCAGGAUGAUUCAGUAUCCAGAGAAGCACUGGUCAGUGCAGGGUUCUACCAUGCCGGGGAGGGGCGGUUACGCUGCGCCUGGUGUGGGGGAGAGUUGGCCCCUUUCAGAAAUCUCGGCUCUUUAGGAGCACCUGUAGAUAUACAUCGGAGGUAUUUCCCGCGGUGCGAUCACGCCCUCCGGCUAGAUAAUGCGUACCGCGCGUCCAACAUAUCGCCGCCGUUCUCGCCACCACACACCCCUCAGGUGGAGUCGCCACGGAACUCCGUCAUGUCUGAAGGCGCACUCCACAACUCACGUCUUCUAGCGCGAAACGGCCAGAACUGCACCCAACUGGGCGUGGUAGGAGUCUCCGGGCCCGGCGUGCAGCACCCCGCGCUGGCGAGCCUGGCCGCGCGCCUCGCCACGUUCGCGGAGUGGCCGCAGGGCCGGCCCCAGGGACCCGACACUCUGGCCGAGGCGGGAUUCUUCUAUACCGGACAGGAUGACCAAGUUUGCUGUUUCUACUGCGACGGCGGGCUAGGAAAGUGGGAGGCAAGCGACGAGCCGUGGGCGGAGCACGCCCGCUGGUUCCCCAGCUGCGGCUUCGUGCAGCUCGUGAAGGGCGCGGACUUCGUGGCCCAACACCGUAGCACCCAGCUGCCACCGCGGGUGACGUCCGACGACAGAUCAGUUAAUAUAAGACAACGAAAUCCAUCAGUAAAUUUUCCUGUCAAUGAGAGCCAGGUAGAGGAACAGAUGGACUCCCAACAGGCGCUGGUCGCGUUGGGAGCGGGCUUGGACGCGGCGCGGGUGCGGCGCGCUAUAAGGCGGCGGCUGCAGACCACUGGGUUGCCGUUCACGUCAUCGGAGGCGCUGAUCGACGCGGUACUGGACGAGCAGCUUAACGAAGAAAGUUGGGGAGUGAGCACCAACCAGCGGUUCGCUAGGGAUAUCCUCGCCGAGGCGCUGAGGGAGUUCGCCCCCGCUGCCGGAUUAAUACCAUCACCAGACUGCGACCAAACAUCUCAAUCAGAAAGUUCCUCGCGAUCUCGGACGCCCAACGAGCCUCAACCCAGCCAAGAAGUCAUAGUAGCACAUGCUGAUACUAGUCAAACUGCCAGAGACCCUGUCAGACUAAACAGUAGAGUUAGCAAUGACAGAGACAGUGAUAGAACUGACAGAGUGGAAAGUGAGAAGGAAAACAGUCCAGUGAGGAAGAAAUUGUCUUUGGAGGAGGAGAAUAGGCAGCUGAAGGAAGCGAGGCUGUGCAAAGUGUGUAUGGAUAGCGAGGUGAGCGUGGUGUUCCUGCCGUGCGGGCACCUGGUGUCGUGCGCGCGCUGCGGCGCGGCGCUGGCGUCGUGCCCGCUGUGCCGCCAGCCCGUGCGAGCCCUGGUGCGGGCCUACCUGGCCUGACCGAGCCGCCGC
Molecule: messenger RNA, 2024 nt
Organism: Cydia fagiglandana
Lineage: Eukaryota; Metazoa; Arthropoda; Insecta; Lepidoptera; Tortricidae
Gene: Diap2
Product: baculoviral IAP repeat-containing protein 7-B
Exons: 10
Coding region: 219-2012 (597 amino acids)
Biological process (GO): regulation of cell cycle; positive regulation of protein ubiquitination; negative regulation of apoptotic process
Cellular component (GO): nucleus; cytoplasm
Molecular function (GO): ubiquitin protein ligase activity; cysteine-type endopeptidase inhibitor activity involved in apoptotic process
Source: RefSeq, a predicted model, not a curated record